Molecule: messenger RNA, 6635 nt
Organism: Sorex araneus (European shrew)
Lineage: Eukaryota; Metazoa; Chordata; Mammalia; Eulipotyphla; Soricidae
Gene: CC2D1B
Product: coiled-coil and C2 domain containing 1B
Exons: 26
Coding region: 250-2769 (839 amino acids)
Biological process (GO): regulation of transcription by RNA polymerase II
Cellular component (GO): nucleus
Molecular function (GO): DNA-binding transcription repressor activity, RNA polymerase II-specific; RNA polymerase II cis-regulatory region sequence-specific DNA binding
Source: RefSeq, a predicted model, not a curated record
GUCUCCCGGGGGGGGGGGUUGUUUCCUGUCAGUGCGGCGGCGGCCGGGGGGCCGCGGGAGCCCGGGGCCGUGCCAGGCGGGACAAGGCCGGGUUGGUCUCGGAUCCGCCGCGAGCACCAUCAUCAGGUGGUUCCUCCGCCGGAAAUCCCGUUCGCUCCCGCAGCUGCUUCUCUGCUCAGCCCUGGCCUCUGGCUCAGGACCUGCCCGCCUGUGUCCCUGCUUGAGGCCAUCGCCCCAAAGAUUCCCAAGAUGCCAAAACCACGGAAGGGCCCUCGAGCCGGUGGCCAGGGUGUGGCAGCUGCCAAACAGCUGGGGCUCUUUGUUGAGCUCAACGAGGACGACAUGCUGUUGGGCGUGGAGGAGGCGGUUGACGACGCGGACCUGGAGGCUGAGCUGCUGGCCCUCACCGGGGAGGCCGGGACCCCAGACCGGAAGCCAAAGCCCCAGGGGCGGGCCCCUCUGCCCAUGGCGCACAUCGAAAAGUUGGCGGCCGACUGCAUGCAGGACGUGGAUGAGGAGGAGGAGGAUGAGGAAGGGCUGGAGGAGGAUGCGGACUUGCUGAGUGAGCUGCAGGAGGUCCUGGGUGCGGAGGAGGAGGCCGGGCCCCCGGAGGGUGAGGAGCCAGCCAGCCCGGGGGACCUCGAGGAGGCGCAGGAGGACGCCGAGGCCCCGGUGUCAGCAGCUCCCCUGGCAGCGCCAGCCCCUGUGGCCCAGGCUGCAGGGCCUCCGGGACUACAGGCGCUGCUGCAGGAUCGGAUCCACAACUACCGGGAGGCCGUGGCCAGUGCCAAGGCGGCCGGGGACGCGGCCAAAACCAGGCGCUGCGAGCGGGGCCUGAAGACUCUGGAGUCCCAGCUGGCUGCUGUGAGGAGAGGCAGGGAGGUCCCUGAGGCAGAGAUCCCCCCUCCGGUGGCCUUGGGAAAGAGGACCGCAGCGCCCCUGGAAAACAGCGACCUGCCAGCCACCCCCGGCCAAGAGCCAGCCAGUUCCUCUGCGCCAGAGACGAGCGUCGCAGGCAGCCCCGGCAUGUCUGCCCCGGACCCAGCCCCUCAGGCGCUGCUGCUGGCCCGCCAGAGAGAGUACAAGCUGGCCGCCCUGAGCGCCAAGCGGGCCGGAGACCUUGACCGUGCCCGGGAGCUCAUGCGCAUCGGGAAGAGGUUUGGCGCCGUGUUGGAGGCGCUGGAGCAGGGGCAGCCCGUGGACCUGAGCGCCAUGCCCCCCGCACCAGAGGAUCUGAAGUCCCUCCCGCAGGCCCCCAAGGCCCACACGGCACCCUCCACCCCAGCAGUGGAGCGAGUGCAGCCAGUGAUGGCCUCAGACACCCCUGUAAGCCCAGGCGCCCCCGCAGAACCCCAGACCGUGCUCGACGCCCUCCAACAGCGGCUGAACAAGUACCGCGAGGCCGGUGUCCAGGCUCGGGCCGGUGGGGAUGAGCGCAAGGCCCGGAUGCACGAGCGCAUUGCCAAGCAAUACCAGGAUGCCAUUCGCGCGCACCGAGCGGGCCGCAAGGUGGACUUUGCUGAGCUGCCGGUGCCCCCAGGCUUCCCCCCCAUCCCGGGCCUGGAGCCCGCGGCAGGCACCCAGGAGGAUGCGAUGGCGGCGACUCUAGCAGCUGCUCAGAAACUGGCUUCGGAGGACGCGGCCCCAGCAGAGGACGACGACGAGAAUGAGGAGGAGGCCAGCGCCCAGGCUCCGGUGGCCAAGAAGCCGGCCCAGCCUCUGAGCCCUGCCUCCCGGCCCCUGCCCGAGCCCCGGGCCUCCAGCUCGAAGGAGUCACCGAGUCCCUCUGUGCGGGAGCAGCUGGCGCUGCUGGAGGCGCGCAAACUGCAGUACCAGCGGGCGGCGCUGCAGGCCAAGCGGGGCCAGGACCUGGAGCAGGCCAAGGCCCAUCUGCGCGUGGCCAAAGUCCUCGAGGCCCAGAUGGCCCAGGUCCGGGCGGGCCACCCCGUGGACCUCUCCAAGGUGCCUUCGCCGUUGAUGGACGAGGAGGGGGGCUUCAUCGUCAUUCACCACGAGGACCUGCGGCUCUCGCAGAAGGCCGACGAGGUGUACGCGCAGCUGCAGAAAAUGCUCCUGGAGCAGCACGAGAAGUGUCUGCUGUUCUCCAAGCAAUUCAUGCACCAGGGCAACGUAGCCGAAACCACCCGGUUCGAGAAGCUUGCUCAGGACCGCAAGAAACAGCUGGAGAUCCUGCGACUGGCCCAGGCCCAGGGCCUCGACCCUCCCAGCCACCACUUCCAGUUGAAGACGUUCCAGACCGUGAGGAUCUUCUCAGAACUCAACAGCACAGAAAUGCACCUGAUCAUCGUCCGGGGAAUGAACCUCCCAGCGCCCCCAGGGGUGACCCCUGAUGACCUGGAUGCCUUUGUGCGGUUUGAGUUCCACUACCCUAACUCGGAUCAGGCUCAAAGAAGCAAAACAGCUGUGGUGAAGAACACAAACUCUCCAGAAUUUGAUCAGCUCUUCAAACUAAACAUCAACCGAAACCACCGGGGCUUCAGGAGAGUGAUUCAAAGCAAAGGAAUCAAGUUUGAAAUCUUCCACAAAGGAUCCUUCUUCAGAAGCGACAAGCUGGUUGGCACAGCCCACCUGAAGCUCGAGCGCCUGGAGAAUGAGUGCGAGAUCCGAGAGAUCGUGGAGGUCCUAGAAGGAAGGAAGCCCACAGGGGGCAAGCUGGAGGUGAAGGUGAGGCUGCGGGAGCCCCUCAGCGGCCAGGAUGUGCAGACGGUCACCGAGAACUGGCUGGUCCUGGAGCCCCGAGGCCUGUGACGCGGUGCCCAGCCCUGCAGUGUCGCAUGGGCAGCUCUGUGCUCUCCCGGUCUUGCUGGCUGCCAAGGCGAUGCUGCAGUCCAAGUGCCAGAGAUCGGGACGCAAUGGCUUGGCUCCCCGCCCCUGGCCCAGCCUCGCCGGGGCCAGCUCUCCCAGGACCUGCCGCACAGCUGGCUGGAUCCUAGGUGUCCCCAUUCCCAACCCGCCCGGUGAUGGCAAGGACACCGUCACUGCUCUGUGCCAUGCGGGGCUCCUAGCCCCAGUGCAGCGAUGGUGGCAGCACCUCCCGUCCCCGCUGCGUUGUUUUGGACGUGCCUUUGGAGCUGUAAGGGGUGCAAGCGCCAGCAUGGGGUCUGGAGACGCCUCCGCUAGGGUGGGGCAGGGCUCCUCGGCUCCAGCUGGCCCCUGGCGGCCAGUCCUCGCUGCUGUUCCCCGGCUCUGGCUGUGCCUGUGCCUUGGUUCCUGACAGCUGCUGCACCAGCCCCUCUGCUUCCCACAGCGCUCUCUGAAGACAGACGUGACCCUCGCGGCUCUUGGAUUUGGUCCCUGUGCCUAAGACUCAAAGGACUGCUUGCUAGAGGGGGAAAUACAGCUGUCUACCAGUCUACACAGCCACCUUUCUUUAUUGAGGAACCUGGGUUUGAGUCCCUGCCGGGUUUCAGCACACACAGUGCCCGUCACAGCCCUGGCCUGGGCACAGAGCACCACCGAUAUGGGGGGCAGGGGGCUGCUCUUGGGAGAAGCAGGGAGACCUCACACCCCAGCAGGCCCCCACGGGAAGCCCCACAGCGCUUUCCAAGAAUGCCUUAGGGUUUAUUUUCCAGAAUGGAGGCAGACAUGGAGGGAUUUGUAGUUGCAAUAGAUUUAAUAUUCAAAACUGCAGAAUUCUACAUUUCUUAGAAAUAAACUUUAACAACCCACCUUCCCCGCCCCUCUUUUUGAGGCAUUAAAUGAAGGUUCACAAAGCAUUCCUUAAGAUCGCUCUUGAAAGGCUGUAAGUGAAGGAAAUACAUUCAGCUUACUGGUCACUACAGUAUUGCAUAAGCAAGCUCAGGGCCGAGCUUCUGUGUCUUUUUGGGGGUUAGGGCUGGACCAUGCUUCCUUGCCCUUAAGAGCAGAGCUUUUAUUGGGUAACAGCAGGGAUGACAAAUGACUUUUUCUGAGAGCUUUCGGUCUUACUGAUCUCAGUGACCUGCCAUAGUUUCCACAGAUUUGAGAUUUAACACUUAAUUGCAGUCGCGUCUGUGUUGAACAAGCAGGAAUUCAGAAUGAAAGGGAGGCCCGUGAGCCUUCCUGACGGGACCCAGAGCAGCGUUCUUCAACCACCGGUCUGACGCCAGGUGACGGUCCACAGGUGCAGAAAGUGAAAACCACUGGGCCAUUGCCGUGGUCCUAAUGCCAGGCCACGGUACCCAGCAGGACAGGUGCCUAGCAGGCUGCAGCUGUACACGGAUCGGGGGACGCUGGCCUAGAGCAAAGAGGGCGGCAGCCAGGAGGGUCCUGUUUCAAGCUAGUCCCCCACACGCCCUAUGCCCAAACCAGUGGUCAACAAGAGGCCUUGGGGCCUCUGCUUGUCUUUGAAAAUUAAAGACUUUAUUUUUUUGGUGGGGGCGAGGGGUCCUCCCAGCUCUGUGUUCAGGGAUUGCUCCCAGCAGUGAAACCCUGGCCUCCCAUAAGCAAAGCAAGCAUGCACGCAGCCCACUGAGCUCUCAGGCCCUCACCUAGAAAGCUCUAACCAUCUAGGCAUGCCUACGUUUGGGCCCCUUCAGGAAAUACCUUUUUGCAGCUGGGUAGUUUUUCGGUGGCUCCAAAGAACUCCCUUCACAUCACUCCCGCUCCAUCACUCUCCCAUCCCCCUGUAGGUUGCAGGGCGCCAGACUACAUCACCCACUGGAGCUGGAGACUGCCAAGGGCGUGGAGGGGCCAGGGUGGGAGGAGCCUGCUCGGGCCACAUCUGGUUCUGAGAUAUGCCCAAAUGAAAUUGUCACCCAGCGAAUCAUUCAAAAAUGUAAGUUGUCAGGAUGGAGCAAGAGUACAACAGGUAGGGCACUUGCUUUGCUUAUGGCCGACCCAGAUCCGAUCUCUGGAACCCCAUCUGGUCCCGAGCCUGGUUAGGAGCGUAAGCGCUGAGCACUGCCGGGUGUGGUCCAAGACCUGCUUCCCACCUCCCCGCAGCUGUAAAUUACUGAAAGGGGAAACUUAUCUAAGACCCAGGAGUCAUACAGCUAGAGGAAAACCUUUUGCAACCCUAAGUUUUCUUACCGCACCACUCUGGAACACUGUUGCUUCCAGAUUUUGAAAGCUCAUUUCCCAAACAUAGGCAGCUCCUAGGCUACCUUCCUUCUUAAGGAAAGGAUGAAACGGGAGGGAACAGUGCAGCUGGGGAGCUUGCAUGUGACCCAGCCCCAUCAGAUUCUCCCCUUGCUGGGCCUAAGCCUCCUAAAGCUCUCCUGGGCCUCUUGGUCACCCGUGUGUCUUGACAGGAAACUCCACAGUUUGAUGAUCAUUAAGUCAGAAAACACUGUCACACACUUACUGAAAAUGUUCAGCAGAUUAUCUGAAGCAAAUGCAUUUGAUAAGAAUUUGGUUUUAAGAUAGGAAGUCAGGUAAAGAGCAGCUACCUCUUUAUACGCAGCUCUAUAGCUCUACGUUCUAGAAAAGUCUGUCAAAUGCCCGGUUUACAAGAUGAUACUGCUAAACAGGAAAGGGUGUCUUGAGCAGCUAAGAGCAGACCUGACUGAAAGGAGUUGGGCUUGAGUAAGAGGAUCCAAAUGCCUGAUGUACAGAUCUAGAGGCAACGGACAAGAGAAGCAGCUUGGGCGCAGGCCCCAUUCACACUCGUGAUGUACCUAGCGUGCGCCGGCCACCCAAACACCUGGCCCUGUUAGCGAGCGUUUCCUGCGCCUGUCAGAUGAGGGGUGAUCCCGGGACAGGCUUUCAAGCUGCUGUUCUGUGGGCACAUUUUUCCCCUCUGAAGCUCUGGCCACGAAGGGGGAGGUCACGUCCCUGGUUCUCUGCAGCCAUCUCCAAAGCCAGUGACAGGAGCGGUCGAGUACGGGGCUCCCACUGCAGAGGGGCCAGUCCUAGCCAGGCCCGUGGCCUGUCUGGAAAACUGCUGCUGCCUCGAUGUAGCCCCAUGGCCUGCUGAGUCCCCAGGGCGCUGAGCCCGAGUGCCGGGCACAGACGCUCGAUCACUGUCCUCCAGGACGGCAUGUGCGUCCACGGGGUUCUGGGAACUGCUGCUCUCCUGAAGAAGAGCCUCUCCUUCCUGAACGUGCUUCCAGAAAACGCCACUGGCGGGAAUGAGCUGCUCCAGAACAGUGAACAGGUUGAACUUGAGGACUAUGAGAUCCCUGUGGUCUGUGACCAAAAUAAUUUGUUUUUAUGGUGCCGUACUGGACCCGGGUCCUUUCCCAUUGCCGGGCGAGAGAGUGACUCCGUGGAGCGCUCUUCCAGCCCUCCAAAGCAGUGCAGUCAGGACAUGACAAACAACAUGGGGAGAUGACGGCCUGGUGUUCAGCACUAGUCCCAGUAAAAGAAAUCUACGCCCCUCAGAGGAACUGCUGAUUCCAAGGGUGAGAGAUCACCUGCUAUGUUUUAAAAAAAAAAAAAUUCCAAAAGUGGUAGCAUGGCAAAGGACACAGGACGUCUCUUAAGGGGCUUCUUCUGGCAAAGCGUAGGACAUCUGAGCACCAAAUUAUGAAUCAGAACAACCUCAGCAAUGCAGGGGCGGGGGGUGGCUCAGUAGCAGAGCACUUGCCUUGCACGGUUGAGAUCUGGAUUAAAUCCCUGACAUCACCCACAUGAAACAAAACAGGAUCAACCCCCCAGCCUCUCUUGAAACUUAAAUAUACAGAAAAACAUAC